AUGCCUCGCAAAUACUACGCAGUCUACACAGGUCACGUUGACACACCCACCAUCUACCCUUCAUGGGCUCAAGCUCACCCCCGAGUCACACAGUGCAGAAGCAAGCACAGAGCGUGCAAAACCCACCAAGAAGCCAUCGAUUGGUUAGUGGAAAUGCAAGCAACAGAGAUCCACGAUGCCACUGAGGGCGGUGAUAUGUCACAGUCGUCAUCUUCGUCGCCGUCGCGGUCUAAGAAGAAGUACUAUGCCGUUGCGUAUGGGAGGCAAACUGGGGUUUUUCAUGACUGGGAGGGUGCAAAUGGAGCAACCAGCGAAUUUACCUCGGCAUGUCACGAAAGCUUCAGUACCGAGCACGAAGCCAGACAGUUCAUUGAGGACUGGAGAGAAGCAUAUGCUGAUGUAUGGCGACUAAAGAUUCGACGAGGCUUGAAUGAGGGAUGGAAGCCGGAGGAUCUGGCGGUAGAUAUUUCGAAUAUCAUGGUUAAGGAAGGUGUUCUGGUAGAGAGCGCGUGUAAGAAAUUUGAGGAGUUGGAUAUUGCAGGAAAAUAA
This is a messenger RNA of Aspergillus chevalieri, 549 nucleotides long. Its product is annotated as RNase H1/viroplasmin domain-containing protein. The transcript is spliced from 3 exons. The record is from RefSeq and is a predicted model, not a curated record. Bases 1 to 549 code for a protein of 182 amino acids. Lineage: Eukaryota; Fungi; Ascomycota; Eurotiomycetes; Eurotiales; Aspergillaceae.